AGAGAGUCGAGAGGCUGGACGGGGCGCAGGCUCGAACAUCACUACGACUGGAUAACAACAACAAAGCCGCGGGUCAACACACUGUGGUCACUUGCACAACUUUUUUUUUUUUUUUUUUUCCUGUCGUUCUCUUCUCUUCUUUUUUUUUUUUUUUUCACAUGAAAGGCCUUUUUAGAAACUUACUUCUCUGCCGUUGAUGACUCAGAUUUUCUUUCUUUCCUUCUUUUUUCAGGCUUGGGAUGUAAUUGUCAGUGUAGAGUUUGCGCCCAGGCGGAGAACUCUUUUCCCGGACAGAUAAAUCUCGCGUUCGCUCACGUUUUCAGAGGCGACGUUGCAACUUUUGAAGGGGCGACAGGUUUUGCCGCAUUUACAUGACAUUGUAACACUCGGCUGCGUUACCUCUCGACCAUGGCGGAAGCGGCCCAGCAGCCACAUCUGGUGGAAAUCGACCCGGAUUUCGAGCCCCUGCCGCGGCCCCGGUCCUGCACUUGGCCCCUGCCGCGACCGGAGUUCAUCAACCCGGGCGACUCCAACACGUCAUCGCCGGUGCCGUCGGUGAAGCAGGAGCCCGCCGGCAACGCCGAGUUCAUCAACAACCUGAGCCUGCUGGAGGAGACCGAGGACUUCACGGAGCAGAAGCCUGUCAUCCUGUGCACUGAUUUCCAGUGUCAGGAGAACUGCGUCCACCAGCAACCUCCGCAGCAGCAGCAGCAGCAGCAGCAGCAGCAACAUCAGCAACAACAUCAGCAGCAACAUCAGCAGCAUCAGCAGCAGCACCCGAACCCGCAACUCCCGCAUCAGCAGCAGCAGCAGCAGCAGCAGCAGCAGCAACAGGUGCCUCUGCUCUCCUCCCCGGUCGGCUCGUCUCCCUCGGCGGCCGCGGCCGCCGCUGCCGCCGCUGCCCAGAGGAAGAGCAGCUCCUCCCGGCGAAACGCAUGGGGGAAUAUGUCAUAUGCAGACCUCAUAACCAAAGCUAUCGAAAGUUCUCCUGAGAACCGACUAACUCUGUCUCAGAUCUAUGACUGGAUGGUGAAGAGCGUGCCAUAUUUCAAGGACAAAGGAGACAGCAACAGCUCUGCGGGCUGGAAGAACUCCAUCAGACACAACCUGUCGCUGCACAGCCGCUUUGUUCGCGUCCAGAAUGAGGGGACGGGGAAGAGCUCCUGGUGGAUGUUGAACCCAGAGGGUGGGAAGAGCGGCAAGUCCCCGCGACGCAGAGCAGCCUCCAUGGACAACAACAGCAAGUUCACCAAGAGCAGAGGAAGAGCAGCUAAGAAAAAGCUGUCCCUGCAAGGCGGCCCAGACGGAGGCGCAGACAGCCCGGGCUCCUACUCUAAGUGGCCCGGCAGCCCCAACUCCCACAGCAACGAUGACUUUGAUGCAUGGAGCAGCUUCAGGCCUCGGACCAGCUCCAACGCCAGCACUGUGAGCGGCCGCCUCUCACCCUUCAUGCCCGAAGAUGACCUCGGGGAGGCAGACGUGCAUAUGGGCUACCCAGGAGCCCCUGGCGCCAAAAUGACAGCCACACUUCCCAGCCUAACAGAGAUGACCGGCUCUCUGGGACACAGUUCUGAGAAUGUUAUGGAGAACCUUCUGGACAACCUGAACUUGCUCUCGCCCAAUAAUUCUCAGGUUGGAGGAGGGGCGACGACCCCCGGAUCCUCCCAGUCCUCCCCAUCUCCUAUGAUGCAGCCGAGCCCUGGGUACCCUGCUUACAGCUCCCCCAGUAUGGCCACGCAGCCUCAGCAGGAGUAUCGCAAGUGUGUGUAUGGCCAAGCAGGAAUGAACACCCUGUCGUCCAUGCCACUGCAGACACUGCCAGAGAGCAAGCCCAGCUUCGGGCCCAGUAUGGGCCAGUACAGCUGCCCCCCAGGGCUUCUGAAGGAGCUGCUGACAUCAGAUACAGACCAGCACGGAGACCUCAUGCCGUCGGUGGACACUGUAGUGACUCAGUCCAGCGGAGGCUGCAUGCUGCCGCCGUACAGCAGCAGUCAGCAUGCAGCCAAGCUCAUGGGAGGAGGGAACGGUCACCUUCACGGUCUCUCUCACACUCACCCCCACAAUGUGCACAGUCAAGCCCCGGCCCCGUCGGCGGCUAUGAACGGCCGCUUGCUCAUGUCCCUGAGCCACAGUGGGGGCACCACGCGUUUGCCCACAGCCAAAAGCCCUAUGCAGAUGCCUUAUGGCCUCUCCAGCCACCUCAGCGGGGGAGGCAUGCCUGGCGGCUUCUGCCCUCUCAACACCAACGGAUACGGUCGACCAGGCCUGCCACCACCCUCACACCCGGAAAAGCUGCCAAGCGACUUGGACGACAUGUCCAUCGAGAAGUUUGAGUUUGACAUGGAGACUGUCCUCCAUGAUACUCUGAUGGACGGGGACUCACUGGACUUCAACUUUGAGCCAAUGGUGACCCAACAAGGUUUCCCCCACGGGGUGAAGACCACCACACACAGCUGGGUGUCAGGGUAGACUCUGUAGUACGAAAACACCUUUGUUCAUCUGACUUCUUCUUGUUGCUGUUUGCUAAAAGACACAAUCGGGACUCAUUUGAGACAAAAAAUGUAUCGUAGGAUGCUUAAUCCUCAUCCCAGCAUCAUCUGCAGUUUCUGUACCAUCAGCAUUUCUGUUUCAAAAAUACUUUUCGGAUCACUGCAGCAGACUGAGACUGGUCGUGAUCUGCUGAGGACCCAUGAACUGAAGAAGAUGAAUUCUGAAUUAUUUUUGAAAUAGCAAAUAUUCUGUACAAACUAAGUGCCAAACAUUUUGCCUUAACGUAAGAGCCAAACUGAAACACACCUCUCCGGUUUACUCAACAAGGUUAGAGAUACUAUACGGUGGUUUUGUCUACGAGUUUUGCAAGUGACACUGCCAACUACAUCUCAUCAGCAGCAGCAGCAGCAGCAGCAGCACAAUCUGUAGAAGUGCACAAACUCAUACCGUGCUGUUUACCGUGUGUCCGUAAUCCACCUUUUUGUAUGUACAGUGUAGUGAUAAUUGAUUACCACUACAGACAAAUUAUGAAGGUAAUCUGGCUCAUGGGUUUGUGGACUGACAUGAUGUAAAGUGAGAGACUUCUCAAGGGAUCCUCGGAUGAUGUUACAUGAUAACUCACUUUGUUAUUGCCUGAAUGUACAUAAUGUCAUCAUACAGUUUGUAAAAUCAGGUCUCGUAGUGUAUUUUAUAAGACUGUAAAUAGUGUUUACAGAAUGGAAGCAAAAAUUAAGGCAGCAGAAAUGAGCUCACAGAGAAAACUGGAUCAGAUUCUUUUAAACACACGUCGAGUGGACAGAUCUGUGCUUGAGAAUCCUUCUCAAUCCGGCUGUAAAAUGGUAAUACACUUUCUGAUUUCUUGUACAUACAUUAAGGAUGUAUAUUAAAAUGAUGUAGUAGGUGUUUACUAGAUGUAGUAUAUAUUUGAGACCUAAAUUAUUUGUGGUUAAUAUAGAUUUAUGCUGGUGCAUAACCUGCACUCAGACAUCACAGUUGUUCUGAGUCGUUCGUCACUCUGAACCUUAAUACCACAGGGGCCUACUUAUUGUGCCUAACAAAGUAGAUAUCGACUGCAGGCUUGAAGGGUUUUAUGUUGUAAAUGUCUAUGGUCCAGAAUAUACUCAGAUCCAGCAGUCUUAAAGAGAAGUACAGUGAAUUCUUUCUUUUCUUUUCCCUGCUUUCACGAGAAGAAGCGAGCGACUGUAGAUUGUUAUUGUAAGGGUUUCCUGAACGCUUAGUGAAUGUUAGGAGGUCAAGGCAGGUUGGAUAAAAGAUAUUCUCAGUGCUACUGUUGCUUUCACACCAAGGCUGAGUCCAAGACCUGCUAGAGAUUGUCAUUAAAGACACUGUGAGUAACCAGCCUCUCCCCUGUUCAGUCUCAGAACGUUUUUCAUUUUCUUCUUAGUCUCAAAAGGUUAGUGUCACUGAUUUCAAUGAGUACAGAAUGAAUCCCUUUUUUUGUCCAAAAGAGCCCUCUGAUGCCGUCAAUAGGAUCAACUCUACUGCUUUUAAUGAGACUCCACUUUCACUCUGCCCCUCCUACCUCUACCUAUCUCUGUGUCUUUUUAAACAUUUUUUAUAAUGGUAACACGUGAUAGCUUGAUCAUUUUGACUAUUUUAAAAAUUUUCCCCUGAAGAGUGCUACUACGUGUUAAGUAUCUUAUCUAGCUUGUAUAGUUGCAUUGUCUGAACUGCUUUUCCCACUUAUUGCUAUACUAACAAUGAGCUUGUCAGCCCGUCAGUGACUUAUUAUGCAGGUCACAAGUAGUGCGCAAGAUUGUGGUAACCUUUGUGAAGAUGGUGUCUGUAAACAUGACUGCUUCUCAUGAAGUCGAUUGGUUUGGUGGCUGAAAGACCAAGUGGCUUAGAGAUUACUAACUAAAACUGAAAACUGCCUAUACCACAUUUAUGUUUAUUGUUUGAUUUAUACAGAAACAGCAUAUAUCAGCGCGUGUCUGACCAGGUGUUGUCAAGGGCUCUUGAGUAUGCAGGUUUCGUACCGAAGCCGUACUACUAAUGAGGUCACCUCCAACCACGGGGGACAGCUCUUUAAUUAGUUUUGGUGUUUGGUUGAAAUGAAAACUUGCACGCUCCAGACCAGUAAUGCCACAUGUUCUGACACCGCUGACAUACAUUUUAAGAUAAAGCCAGGGAGCGGGCAGGUUUGAGAAGAGUAAAAUGAAAUUCUUAACAUUUCAAAAGUCUCUGCAGAGAAGCCGUUAAAGAAGCUGCUGUUUGGCUUUGGUGCCAGGUGUUGCCUUUUCUUAUCCAAACAUGCCAUAAUGUACUAUAGCCAAAUUUGCCUUUGAAGUUAAAGUGAUAUAUUUAGCAUUUUUAUCAUGUAAUAUGUUCAGAAUUAUAUAUAUUUGUGCCGGUCACUCAAGUCAGGAUAAACUGUAAUGAAUCCAUGUAGUCAGUGUCACAGGGUUCACUCUAAAAGUAAAAGAGCUGUACUAAGUAAAUUAUAUCUCUACAUUUUUAAAUGAUUGAAUCUAUGCAUUGUAUUCCUUAAUUUUAUGUUGCUAUUGUUAUAUUUUCUUUUUCUUUCGAACUUAUGACAGAGAUAUUUUAUUGUAACAUAGCGCUGUGAGAUAUUAUGGUGUUGUUGUUGUCAAAACUGUAUGUUCCAGAUAGUUAUAUGGGGAAAAAAUGAAGUUUAUUUAGAAAAUAGAUGAUGCAGUGAUUGAUAUGCUAAGCUUUUGUAAACUGACAAUGUUGUAUUUCUUGUAUUUAGCUACAGUUUUUAGAAAAUAGCAUCAAAAAGCAAAUUACUGAAAAAAAUGUCAAGAUAUAUUGCAUUUUUAAAA
Xiphias gladius (swordfish) is the source of this 5297-nucleotide messenger RNA. RefSeq names its product forkhead box O1 a (gene foxo1a). The record is from RefSeq and is a predicted model, not a curated record. Lineage: Eukaryota; Metazoa; Chordata; Actinopteri; Istiophoriformes; Xiphiidae. Bases 409 to 2469 code for a protein of 686 amino acids. Gene Ontology annotation, cellular component: nucleus. The transcript is spliced from 3 exons. Gene Ontology annotation, biological process: regulation of transcription by RNA polymerase II. Gene Ontology annotation, molecular function: RNA polymerase II cis-regulatory region sequence-specific DNA binding; DNA-binding transcription factor activity, RNA polymerase II-specific.